CGCAAUCAAUCGGAGAUCGAUCUCGUUUCCCUCUCUUCCUUCUCCUAUACAAUACCCUGCUCACUUCUUGAAUUGCUCCGCGCCGAAACGCGCGCAUGCACCCCAUGAACAUGACGAGCUGCGAAUUCGCCGCCGUCCGCCUCCCUGGCCACCCGGCGCUCCGGCCGAGCCGCAGUCGACCAUCUCCGACGCCCCCGCCGCCACCCGCCGUAGCCAAUAAGAAACCAGCUGCCUCCUCCGUGCGUUGCACGUCGUCCCGCCGCGACGAUGCGGAGUUUGGCUGCAACGGCGGCGGCGGGCGUAUAGUGGACGAGGGGAUGGUCGUCCUGCGCCGACGGAUCCACGAGAUGGAAGCCGCGGAGCGCGGCUGGGAUCCUCCCGAGGAGUGGGCGGCGUGGGAGAAGGAAUGGUACGCCACGUACGACGCCGACGUCUGCCAGCAGCUCGUCGGCGUCCUCCAGGCGUUCCUCGUCAACUCCCGGCCAGGCGUCGGCGUGGGCCUCGUCGCCGUGCUCAUGCUCGCAGUUCCGGCCUCCGCCUUUGUCCUCGUCUCACUCCUCCUCGACGCUUCACGGGCGGUCGUCUCCAAUCUGCACCACCACUGAUCAAAACGACAACGUGUGCAUGACAUUCUUUCGUUCCUUAACGCGCCAUAUACAUACCUAAUGAUUCUGAAUUUCUGAUGCG
Messenger RNA from Zea mays, 687 nucleotides. RefSeq lists its product as uncharacterized. The record is from RefSeq and is marked predicted. The transcript has a single exon. Lineage: Eukaryota; Viridiplantae; Streptophyta; Magnoliopsida; Poales; Poaceae. The coding region runs from base 96 to 605 and encodes 169 amino acids.